Molecule: messenger RNA, 390 nt
Organism: Gongylonema pulchrum
Lineage: Eukaryota; Metazoa; Nematoda; Chromadorea; Rhabditida; Gongylonematidae
Source: the annotation of a GenBank genome assembly
AUGCUCUAUGGACUGAUUCAUGCUCGUUACAUUUUAACAGAUGAAGGUGUCCUGGCUAUGCUUGAUAAAUGGCACGAACAGGAGUUCGGCGUUUGUCCACGUUUCUACUGUGAAAAACAACCUGUGCUACCUAUCGGUCUUUCGGAUGCACCGGGUGAAUCAACAGUGAAAGUGUAUUGCCCUCGUUGUCAAGAUAUUUAUGUGCCAAAAUCAAGCAAACAUCAAAAUAUCGAUGGCGCUUAUUUCGGGACCGGAUUCCCGCACAACCUUUUCCUCGCACAUCCCAAAGAACGACCGUUAGCACCUCGAGGUACUUUUUUUCAGCAGUAUUCCUCGUGGUAUUACGACCGUAGGAAAUUGAGAUAUAGGGCCAAGGUUAACGAGCUAUAA